Messenger RNA from Drosophila novamexicana, 2241 nucleotides. It is a transcript of the gene Cog2, whose product is annotated as conserved oligomeric Golgi complex subunit 2. The record is from RefSeq and is a predicted model, not a curated record. Gene Ontology annotation, cellular component: membrane; COG complex. Gene Ontology annotation, biological process: protein transport; Golgi organization; intra-Golgi vesicle-mediated transport. Bases 94 to 2223 code for a protein of 709 amino acids. NCBI's taxonomy places the organism in Eukaryota, Metazoa, Arthropoda, Insecta, Diptera, Drosophilidae. The transcript is spliced from 4 exons.
CGAUUGUCAUGCCUGAUGAAGCUGCCUGCUGUUGUUCGUUCGUGGCAAUUAUUUUAAAAUUGUCUUAAACUAUUCAUAAAGGUGGAGCACGCAAUGCAUGAGCCUGCAAGGAGGCCGUCCGUAUCCGGCGGCACAAGCACUGCCGAAAAGCUUUGCUUUGACAAAAAUGAGUUUAUGAAGGAAAAUUUCUCCGUGGACGAGUUUUUGCACAAGAAUCGAAAUGCACCUAGCUUGGAGCAGCUGCGCGAUAACCUGGGCCUCUAUUUGAAAGGACUGCGCGCUGCCAUGAUUGAUCUGAUCAAUGAGGACUAUGCAGAUUUUGUAAAUUUGAGUGCCAAUCUGGUGGGUUUGGAUAACUCCAUUAAUACCAUACAACGCCCGCUGGAGCAAGUCCGCAGUGAAAUUGCUGGCAUACACAGCCUGAUCGAGGAUAAUGUGGUUGAGCUGCGCGCGCAGCUGGAGGAGAAGCGCCAACUGCGUGAAUUUCAUCGCAGUUUGCAGAGCCUAAAAAAGGUGUAUGAGAUCAUUGCAAAGCUGCAGGAGUUGAUUUCCAACAAGCUGAGCGGUGAAGAACCCACCCAGGUUGUAGACUUGGAGCGUGCCGCCCUCGACUUGAUACAGUUGAAGUUUCACGAAAAGCACUGCGGCGCUCAGCUGGGCAAUGAGCAGAUGUCCACAAUCCAGCAGGUUGAGGAGCAAGUGCAUCAGCAAUUACGUCGUUUCUUUAACGAUUCACUGCAGCAGGCGCGCAACGCGGCCCCAGAGCACUUGGAGCGCUGUCUGCGCAUCUACAUCACGCUGGAUGCAUGCAGCCGUGCGGAGCGUGCCUUCCGCGAAGAUGUUGUUGCGCCCUAUAUGAGCAGCAUCAUUGGCGAGCAGCAGCUGCAGAAUUCACCACAGGGUCUAGCUGGCAUUUAUAGCAAGAUAUUAAACUUCAUAUCACUGCACAUGGCAGAUUUGCUGCGGCUAACGCUUUACUCGGACAAACUGUGCGGCUUUAAUUUUGUGGUCAACAGCUUCUGGGCAGACGUUGAGAUGCGUCUGGAGCUACACAUGAAUUCGAUAUUCGCGCCAGGCAAUUCGGAGGUGUUCUAUGUCAAAUACAAAUGUACACGCGACUUCCUGGCCAAGAUUGAGGAGUUGCUUACGAGCAGCGGCGAACAGGCUGUUGCCUCCUAUCGCCAGCACAAGCAAACCAAGAGCUUUGAGGCGCGCUGGAAUCUGCCCGUUUACUUUCAAAUAUGCUUUCAGGAAAUUGCCGGUCGCCUUGAGUCGCAAUUGGAGCCCUUGCUUAACGAUGACACGUUGCAGCCCCAGCCGGAGUUGGAUGCGUAUCAAUUGAAGCCGUUUAACGCCGCCAAACAGGCCCUAACACGCUGCUGGGCCGAGGGCGUCUAUUUGCCUGAGGUGUUUCCGAAAUUCUACAAGCUUAACGUGCAAAUUAUUUUACGCCUCUCGCGCUGGACCACGGAUGCCAUUAAUGCCGCCAAGAGCAGCAGCUUCACAAAAGCUUACACCAGGAAUCAAUUGCUAAUUGCUUUGCAUGCCGACACGCGUAAGCUGGAAGCCUACUUGCCGGAGCUGCAGCAGCUUAUCACGCAUGCGGCGCCCAAAACGAAGAAUAUGUCUCUAUUCAAGAAUGUUUUGGGCAAGUCCAUAGCUGACUUGGCCGAUACACUGGGCAUGCAUUUGAUCAGCAUACAGGAGACCUUAAAGCAACUGUUAAUCACGGAAUGCGGCACGGAGAAUGUGCGUCAGGUCAACGAUUUGCCACGUCUGUACCGCAAGACCAAUCGCGACGUGCCCACGCGUUGCUCCAGCUACGUGGAACAAAUGCUGCGGCCGCUGAAGGCGUUUGCAGCACAGCACGAGGCCCAGCUUGGCACGCUGGUAGUGGAGCAGAUACUGGCAGAGGUGUGCAGCAACAUAACCAAGGCCUACUUUAAUGUGGUCAGCGAUGUGCUUACCUCCGUGCAGAAAACCGAGGAAUCUUUGCGUCGUCUGCGCAAUCUUAAAAGCGGCGCCUCGUCUAAUGCGCCUGCCAGUGGCAGCACAGCUUCCGUAUCGGAUGAUGAUAAGAUACGCCUGCAGCUGCGCGUUGAUGUUGCCGCCUGGACGCUGGAGCUAAGUAAACUUAACUUUAAGCCCACACAAAUUGACAAGCUGCUUGACCUGUCCAGCAUGGUGGAGGACAGCAUAAAACCAAAAGAGGGCGCAUCGUAGGCGGCAUACAGUUAAACA